AUGUGCACGUGGGUGGGAGCACAUGGUGCUGUCCACAAAAGCGGGGAGCUGUCCUCUAUCUCCCAUGUUGCCGCCGUCUGUCCUCCCCUACCCUGUUGUCAUCCACCUACCCUACCAAUUUCCCUUAAACUUCAAGUGGUCCCGUUAAGCCUGCAUCUUCGUCGCCUUCCCUCCCCUUCUUUUCCUUCCCUUUCCUACUUUCCCUUCCCUACCUUCCUUUCCCUGCCUUCUCUUCCCUCCCUUCCCUUCCCUACCUUCCCGUUCCUACUUUCCCUUCCCUACCUUCCCGUCCCUCCUUCCCUUCCCUGUCUUCCCUACCUUCCCUGCCGUGCCUGCUCUCCCUCUUUGCAGGGCCUAUUCAGCACGCGCAAGGCAAAGAUGUCCACUCUUAUCACGUCUCCCUCUGGGCCGUUGGUUGUUUCUCUGGCAGGCAGUGUGCUCUGCCUUCUCUGGGCCUUCAUCAUCCUCGCCCUCCGCAACAACGAGCAGCCCCUUCGAGUGACGAUGGCGAUUUGUGAUCGUGUGGAUGCUGUUGAAAGGAAGUCUGCUGCUGCUGCUCCUCAAGAGUGA
Messenger RNA from Closterium sp. Naga37s-1, 570 nucleotides. Lineage: Eukaryota; Viridiplantae; Streptophyta; Zygnematophyceae; Desmidiales; Closteriaceae. The record is from the annotation of a GenBank genome assembly.